Ilex paraguariensis (yerba mate) is the source of this 588-nucleotide messenger RNA. The record is from the annotation of a GenBank genome assembly. NCBI's taxonomy places the organism in Eukaryota, Viridiplantae, Streptophyta, Magnoliopsida, Aquifoliales, Aquifoliaceae.
AUGUUGUAUGGAGGGGUUAUCGGUGCCUUCAACUGCCAAGGAGCCGGUUGGGACCCUAAGGAACAAAGGAUCAAAGGCUACUCACAAUGCUACAAACCAAUGCCGGGUUCAGUUCAUGUGAGCGAGAUCGAAUGGGACCAAAAGAAGGACGCAGCUGAAAUGGGUGAAGCUGAGGAGUAUGCAGUCUACCUUAGCAAGGCCGAGAAACUGUUCUUGACAACGCCCAAGUCUGAAGCCAUUUUAAUGACCAUUCAACCAUCUACUUUCGAGAUUUUCAGCUUUGUGCCAAUCAAGAAGCUCAAUCUGACCACCAAAUUCGCCCCAAUUGGAGUCACCGACAUGUUUAACAGUGGAGGGGCCAUACAAGUGUUGGAGUACAAUGAAGGUGGUGCUACUGGUAAGAAUAAUGUGAAAAUUAAGAUUAAAGGUGGUGGGAAUUUCUUAGCCUACUCGAAUGUGUCACCAAAGAAGUGCUGCUUGAAUGGUGCUGAAGCUGGCUUCGAGUGGUCAGGAGAUGGCAAAUUGGCCUUGAAGCUCCCCUGGAUUGAAGAGGCUGGUGGCAUUUCUGAUGUGGCUUUUAUCUUUUAA